AUGGGUACAUUAAUGGGUCAUAUUUUACCUGGCACAUUCUUUGCUAUAUUUGCUAUAUGGUGGGGUUUUUGUAUUGCUGUAAAACAUUUUCAUUCUCGUCAUUCAAGAAGUAAAUUACGAAAACCAAAUCCAUAUCGUGCAUCGACAACAUUUUCAUGUUUAUGUUGUCCAUCAUCAACAUUACGACAAAUGCCUCUUGAAUCUUAUUUAAAAUUAAUUUGUAUAACUAUUGGUAUAUUAGGUGAAACUGUAACUGGUCUUAAACAUCCAUAUGAUGAUACAUUAAAACGAAAAACUUGGACAUUUGUUGAAGUUAAUGCACAACAUAUAGCAAUGUUUUUUUCAUUUGGUUUUGCAUCAUUUCUUGAAAUACUUGUUCAUGCAAAAUAUAAUUUACCAAAAGGAAUUGAAUUUUUAGCUAAUAUAUUUGCAUUUGCUAUUGAAGGGUUUUUAUUUCAUUUUCAUCUUCAUGGUAGAGAUGAAGUUGAUAUUCAUGUUCAUACAUUACUUGUUUAUAAUAUUAUAUUUUGUAUUUGUGCCGGUAUUUGGGAAUAUAAUCGACCUAAUCAAAUUUUAGCUUCUUAUUGUCGUAUUGCUGCAACACUUUUACAAGGAGCUUGGUUUUAUGCAGCUGGUUUUAUUCUUUACUUUCCAUCAAAUGAUUCUUAUUGGAUAUGGUCCGCAACUCAUGGACAUUUGCUAAUAUUAACUGUUAUGUUUAUAUGGUUUGGCAUAUUGGCUUGUGUAUUUCUUUUUAUUCAAUCAGCAUUAGUAUGGUCGAUUUUAAAACGGCGUUAUAGAGAACUUGCACGUUAUAGUGCACUUAAUGAAAACGAUAAUGAUGAUGAAAUAGAUCAUGAAGAAACACUUGAAAAUUCAAAUAAUCAUCAAUUAAAACCAUUUAAAACAGAUAACGGAAAUACAAUUAUUAAUAUAGAUAAUCAUGAAGAGGAUGACAGUGAUAGUCAAAUCGAAUUUGAACAGCAAAGAAAACAUACGUCAAAAAUAUAA
Messenger RNA from Rotaria sp. Silwood2, 1011 nucleotides. Lineage: Eukaryota; Metazoa; Rotifera; Eurotatoria; Philodinida; Philodinidae. The record is from the annotation of a GenBank genome assembly.